UUAAACCGCCACAAUGUUUAUUUUUUCAGCUUGAUCUGUGUUUACUAUACGUGGUUACUGAAAAAUGACUUCCUAAAUUAUUUAUUUAUAUCAUGAUAGUUUCUAAUUUAGCUGCAUAAUGUAUUAAAGUAUACUUUUUCCUUGAAAGUUUAAUUUUUCCUAAUCUAUGGGAGAACAAAGUUUUUUGGCUUCAUCUAAUCCUGUGUAUAUUGUGAUAAUGAGAAAUUCACGAGGAAAACUAUUUGUGUAUGUUGCUGUCUUAGGUGUUCUAUGCUUUAUUGUAUUUCUUUUAAGUAACACCCGCAACAGUUUAAAAGAAUUGGAAGGUGUCAGUGAAAAGUGUCAACAGCAGCGUGACUCACUUUCUGCCCAACUUCAAGUUGUCUAUGAGCACAAAAAUAGACUAGAAAAAUCACUGCAACAAGAAAAAACAGAUCACAAGCACACUAAAGAAGCUAAUGAAAAACAAGUGUCUGAAAUUGAAAGCAAAUUCCAGAAAGAAAAAGAUGAAAAACAGAAGGUUGAAUCACAGUUGGCUCAGUUAAAAUCAAGUUAUAAUGACUUAGAGGAAGAAAAGACACAAUCUGAAAAUGCUUUACAAGCACAAUUAAAAACAGUUCAAUCCCAGAAAGAUGCAGAAAUUGAAAAAUUACAAACACAUAUAAGUGAAUUACUUUCUGAGAAAGAUAAACUGGAAGUUUCAAAUAAUGCUUUCGCCUGGAAGCUUGAACAACAUUCUAGUGAGCUUAAAUUGUGCCAUCUUCAGUUUGAUCAAGCUAAAUCAGAACUUCAGACUUGUCAAGAGCAACAAAAACUGCACAAUCUGAAUGUAGUUGAUAAUUUUUCUCCUAAACCUGUUUUUUUAGAAAAAGAAACCAAGAAUAUUUUACCAAUCAAUUCUCCAAUACCACAUAAUGAUAAUCUGAAGCAAACUCAAGGGCACCCACAAAUAUAUCAUUUAGCCAAGGGGGCAGAGGGUGGAGGUGCCAAUAAGACUGCUUCACCACUACCUGAUAAACCUGUAAUAUUAGCGAAACCUCACAUUAUGCCUGCUAAUAAUAUGGGUGAUGGUGUUCUCCCCAAACCAUUGGAUCUGAAACCAGAAACUUUUCAUAAGGAUCUUGAUGCUGCCAUUGAAGUCAGUGAUCUCAAAAAAAGUGUCAAACCUUUGAUGCCGGAUGAGCCCCUGCUAAACAACAUUGAAGACAGAGAUGUUGAUUUUCGAGCUAAUCUUAUAAAUGGGGAGAAGAAACCUAUUCCAGCUUUGGCUGUAAAAGACCAAGACAACCAUCCUCAAGUGGUGCCUCCAAACUUAGAAAAUAUUGAUGAUAAAGAUGAUCAUGCUGGUGAAAGAGGAGAAGAUGGCAAUCAGUAUAAUCCUGAUGCAAAGCCUCAAGUUGAGGAGCCAGUUGUGGGACGGCAGAAUAUUCAUCGAAAAGAACCCGUCCCUGCACAAGAAAACAAUGACAUUGGAGUGCAGAUGCAACAAAUGAAUGACAUGAUGAACAAAUCUCCUGGAGAUGUGAACAAUUUGGCUGAACAAAAUGUCUUGGGAAUGCCUCCUCGUCUUGACCCUGCAAGACAAAGGCAUCCUGACUAUAAAAAUGGAGGUCAUAUCUUACACAGAGGCGGUGCAGAAGCUCCUCGAGUGAUAGAUGAUAAAAAUUAUGAAGAAGAUGAUGACGAUAGAGAAAAUGAUGAUGAACCACCAAAUGGUCUUGCACAUGCUAUGAAAGGAGUCAAUAAUAUUUUACAAGAUAAUGAUUUUGAUGACCAAGAUAAUGUUGAUAAUGCCAAGGAAGAAGAAGGUGUAGUUGUUGCACCUAAAUAAAUUUAUCUCCAACUUCAUUCUGAACUUUCUACUGUAAUUGGAGGUGAUAACACUUUUAUAAACCAUGUGGUUGAUGUACUGCACUGGCUUUGUGCACAGAUGUAUGAGUGCCUAGAAACAAUACAUGUUACUGUUUAUGCGAAAUUGAAUCAAUAUCCAAAAGAUCUUUAAAUAUUGAGAUCAAUAUAGAAGUGUUGUUUGGUGGUAAUGUUAUUUUUACAGUUCGCCUCCCACCUUUUCAUGUCUUUCUAUUCAGUCUUCACUCUUGUAAAUGCAGCAGGAUUUCUUUGAAUUUUUCUACUGAUGUGAGAUUCUGUUCUUGUUUAUAUUUUUCUGCAUUUAAACUGACUUUUGUGACCUUGAUUUUAUUUAUAUGGACUUCAACAAUAAAAUUAGCUGUCAGUUUUUGGUGAAAACAUCUAAAAAUCUAAAAUAUUCCUUUAUUAGUGCAAUAUAUUAUUUUAGCUGUAUUAUUCUAUACAAAAGCUUAUUUAAUAUUUAUUUAUUUUUAAUAAAAAGAACAUCAUACAAGAUACAUCUUUAUGUUCUGAACAUUUAAUUAAAAAACAAAAAUAUGGAAAUUAAAUUAACUCAUGUUGAUGAAUAUUUUAUUUCCAAUGAUUGAAUGUUCAUAAAUGAAACUUGCAAAUAGUUACAAUGCAAUAGAACAUUAAUACUAUGAAAAUGUUAUUUAUUAAUUUAUAGUUUAAGAAAAAGAUGCUUUUUAUAUGUUAGAUCAGAAAAAUUUAUAUAUGAAUGCCUUAUAUUCAAUAAUAAUAAAGAGAAAUGAUUAAAAGGUAAUGAAUUUGUGUAAUUGAAACACAAUUACACACUUCUGGAGCAAUUUUUUGAGUGGGGUACAAGGGUAUUUUUAAGCCAUAUCUAUUGGUACUUUACAGAUGAUAUAAAGUAUUCUGAUAAUGUUUGAAUGUAUUUAAAUUUAUAAACUUUUAAGUGAUGAAAAGAAAUCAAUCAAAUAUACUGUUAUACAAUGUAAAAGUAUUAAUAUUUAAUAUCAUCUAUUUUAAUUUGAAUUGUAAUGUACAUAUUAAAGAUUGCUGCAAAAUGCACUGGUUAUCAAAUCCAUAAUUCAAAAAGUUAAUUUCAGAUGAUUUUGAAAUUUUUAAAAAUUUGAACUUAAUUUAAAAUGUUUUUAUUUCUAUAAAUUUUGUAGGUAUUCAUUGAUUAUUUUAAUGUAUUUCUGAAAUGGUGUAUGUAAAAAAAAUUAUAGAAUAUUCAUUUCAUGAAUAUAUGUUGAAGAUUUAGCUAUGUGUGCUAUAUAUUUUCAAAGGCAGAGGAAAUACUUUAGGUAUUGAUGUGAAAUGGAAUGAACAAAAUUUUUUAGAUAACUAAUUAUUUAUUUACUUAAAAUAAUAUUCUUUUCAAUUCUACUUUUUUAUUUAUCAAAUAUAUUUGAAUAUUGUUAAUUUUUUUUUAUUAUAGAGAUUUAUUUUAUUGUUUUGAAUCUUAUGUUAAUUUAGAGAAAAUUAACUGUAAUUUAAACUUUUAACUAUAUAUUUUUCGAACAUAAAUUUAUUUGAAUAUUGAAAAAUAUGCAUGACAUGUACUUAUAUUUUGCUUUGCAUUUUAAACUUCUAUGUGGAAAUUAAUUUUGAUUGAUUAACUUUACUGCUGGAAUGGAAAAAUAUUUGAGGUAAAAAACUUUAUGAAUAAAGGUUUUAGAUGAAUUUUUGAAAAAAGCAGAUUGUAUGUCUUUUAAAAAUAUAUUAUAUCAAGAGAAAAAGUAUUUUAUAAGUUAAUAAAUCAUAAUCAUGUGAGUCAAAUUAAAAUCUACCAUGCACAAGUUAUUCUGGCAUCGAAGAACUUAGUAUAAUUUUGGCAUAAAUUCGAUUUGGAACAAAAAGAUAUUUCAGAACUGAAAUGGUAUUUUUUUUUUCUAUUUUGUGUGAAAUCUACAAAUAUAAUUUUAUAAUUAUAUUUGAAAUAAGUUAUUAUUAAUCAAAUUAAUUCUUUGAACUUUCCAUAUAGAACUUUAUGAUUGAAAUCAUAGUAAUUGAAUUGAAUCCAUUAAAAAAAAUGUUAUUUGUCAUAUUUUCUGAAAAAAAAAGGCAUUAAAAAUCUUAUAUAUUGAAAAUUUAUUAUUGAAAUGCAUUCCAUGUUUUAAUGAGAUGUUUCCCUUUUCCCUAUAUUUCACAGAUGAAAGAAUAUUUAUUGGGGACUUAUAGAAUCUUUUGUUAGAUUAAAUCUUAUUACUUCACAUCUUUAUUAUUUCUUUUUAAAUCAUUCAUAUCAGUGUUUAUUACGUGCUUAACUGUAUCUCAGGAUGGAUUAUCCUAAAAACUUCCUAAAGCCGUAUUGAUAAUGCCAUAUUUCAAAUGAUCUUUUUUUGUUAAUUUUUUGUGUGAUAUGUCUAAACGAAUUUUUGUUCUAUUGUGACAUUUAAAUGGGAAAGCUUUUUUUUUCCUCCUUGCAUUAGAAUGUAAAUGGUUAUUAAAAGUUAUAAUGAUAAUUUUUUGUGGAAGCACUUCUAUUUUUCAUUUGUUAUAAAUUUGUACAUUUGAGUGACUGGGGUAUCAAAAGUUGUAUAAUAAAAUUACUAUUAAUA
Molecule: messenger RNA, 4397 nt
Organism: Argiope bruennichi
Lineage: Eukaryota; Metazoa; Arthropoda; Arachnida; Araneae; Araneidae
Product: Golgi integral membrane protein 4-like
Exons: 12
Coding region: 167-1831 (554 amino acids)
Cellular component (GO): Golgi apparatus; Golgi membrane
Source: RefSeq, a predicted model, not a curated record